This is a messenger RNA of Durotheca rogersii, 1115 nucleotides long. RefSeq lists its product as uncharacterized. The transcript is spliced from 3 exons. The coding region runs from base 198 to 1115 and encodes 305 amino acids. NCBI's taxonomy places the organism in Eukaryota, Fungi, Ascomycota, Sordariomycetes, Xylariales, Xylariaceae. Gene Ontology annotation, molecular function: oxidoreductase activity. The record is from RefSeq and is a predicted model, not a curated record.
UCAUGAAUAACGGGCUGGUCGCCAGCCGGUCCUAUUAUAAUAUGGCCCUCGAGGCCCUCUGCUGGCCUUACCGCCCAGAGGAACAAUGUCAACGACGACUCUUCUAGGAGUCACACUGUUUCGCGCCGGAAACUCAUCUGGGAUCUACGUUCUACCCCUGAGGGGACAGCGCCGGGGAAGGAGGGGAAAACGGAAAUAUGACGAGCAUACGAGACUUGCUGUCCCCGACGAGUCAGGCAAGCCCCGAGCGUGUGGAGCCGAGAGGACGCGACGGCGGCGCGACUGAGGAAGCUGGGGAAGCGGGCGAGACGACGGCAACGGCGGCGCGCACGACCUACUUCGUGGUCGAAUUCAUCCUCGACCUCGUCUGCCCGUACUGCUAUCUGGGCCUGAAGAGCCUCGACGCGGCCAUCGAGACCUACCGCGCGCGGCACCCGGCCGCCGUCUUCGAGGUGACGUGCUCGCCGUUCCUGCUGGACCCCCAGGCCGCGCGGAGUGCGUACGACAAGGCGACGUACCUGGCGCGCGGGCGCGUGCACACGGCGGCGCAGCUCGCGGCGCUGGGGCGCGGGGCGGGGAUCGCGUUCGCGUGGGCGGGGCGGACGGGGAGCACGCGCGACGCGCACAAGGUGCUGCGGCUGGCGCUGGAGGGGGGCUCGGGGGGCUCGGGGGCGCCGUCGACGGCGCGCAGCACGGCGUUCGCGGGGCGGGGGCGCGGCGGGGGCGCGGAGGCGCCGGGCCGCGGCCCCGCGCUGCAGCUGCGGCUGCUGCGCGCGCUGCUCCGCGCGCACCACGAGCUCGGCGCCGACAUCUCCGCACGCGAGUGGCUCGUCGGCGCCGCGGCCGCCGCGGCCCCCGGGAUCCCGCCCGCCGAGGUGCGGCGCGUCGUGUACGGGGAACACGCGGCCGCAGGCCAGCGCGAAGACCAGCCGCCCGACGAGUGGGACCGCGCGCUCGACGGCCUGUGCGCCGACGUCCGCGCCCGCCGCUGCAGCACCGCCGGCGCCGACGCCGAGCCCGCUAUCCGCGCCGUCCCCACGCUCGUCGUCAACGAGCGCUACGUGAUUGGCGGUUGGCAGACGGCGGACCGCCUGGUUUUCGUGCCGAAAACCUAG